Molecule: messenger RNA, 5421 nt
Organism: Ostrea edulis (European flat oyster)
Lineage: Eukaryota; Metazoa; Mollusca; Bivalvia; Ostreida; Ostreidae
Exons: 5
Coding region: 218-3442 (1074 amino acids)
Source: RefSeq, a predicted model, not a curated record
CAUUCACAUUAUUCAAAAUUAAAUUUACAUGAUAUUAAUCCCUCAUUCUGUAAAUAUUGAUAUACCAAAUGUUAUAAUUUUUAUUUUAAAUCCUGUUGGCGGAAAUCAUUUUGUGGGGAAAUUUCCGUGUAUCCUAACUGGGAAGGACGUUGUUUCAUGUGAUUAGUAUCGUAUAUACAAGAAAGAACAGUUACACGGCUGUCACAUUAGGAAGAGGAUGUCACAACGCAGCGCUCUGUCAGAGAUAGAAAAAUCAUCCGAUAGAACGAGGUCGAGAAAUUUCCUCUGCAAUAUCUGGUCGAAUCAGAAGCCUGAGCAGCAGAUUACACAAGAAGAAUUCCAAAACGAUUUUGUCGAUACAUACGAUGAGCAGAAUGUAGAUGAAAAUGAAUUUUCUAAUAUUGAGGUAACGGAGCAUGCUUUGUCCAGUGAAAUUACCUCAGACUAUUCCGCAGACUCUCAAAGCAAAGACCACAAUCUAAAGAGCAGAGAAGUCAAUGAAGUUGUUGUUCCAAAAUCAGAUGAUCUGAAACCGACCAUUUCUGGGUUAGAUGAACCAGAUGGGAAUUAUUAUGACUUCUCGGAAAUGGGAGCAGGUCUACAUAACUCUGAUGUUCAGGAUGAUGAUGAUACAAGUGACUAUUUUGACAGUGAAGACGAAUACUUUGAAACGUACAGAAAGAAUUUUGAAGAUCAAAGAUUAAUGCAUGGCAUGGUGUCUUCUCCUUACAAUUCUGAAGGAAAUGGAAGAUACAGUAGAGGUAUAGCACAAUACUAUAAUAUGCCGGUAUUAAUGAAGUCCAUUCAAAAGUACGCAGAUAGCAAUGGUUUUGAAGUACAUGAUGUUACAGCUGACGGAAACUGUCUCUUCAGAGCUAUAGCUGAUCAGCUGUCAAUCAAUGGUGUAUUCGGAAAUUCGCCUGAUUCACUACGGAAUUUUGUUCUCAACAGGUAUCUUCGGCAAAAUCCCUUACAAGAAGAUGGCUCGCACUUAGAAGCUUUCCUUUACUCCGAAACGUGGGAACAAUAUUUAUCAAGAAUGGAGAAAAACACCGAAUGGUGUGAUCAUAUGGUUCUGAAAGCCUCUGUAGACGCACUAGGGAUGAAAGCCGUGAUUUAUAACGUGUAUGAAACAGACGUCAGACGCACUGAAGUCUUGCCUGGAGGCCAUCACGGACGGGCGGAAUGUUUGACGAUUUAUCUCGGUCACUUUGGAGAGUUUCACUACCUGAGCUUAAGACCAAAGAACUGGGAGAGAGAAUGGCAGUACAAAGCACUGUUGUUCAGAUACUAUACAUGUACGAAAACCAUGGAACGUGAUGCAAGGAAGGACUUUCUUCAGAGGAAAAUCGACAGCAUGAAAGCGCUUAAUAUUGCAGACAAGGGGGCCAUCAGAAAUCUACUGGGAAUUGAAUCAACUGACGGAGAGAACCAGACUGACAGAAAGCGCACACUUUCUCAUGAUCUUGGGUAUUCAAUCUGUAAAACGUACGGACUGUCAGAUCUGGAACCAGAAGAAAGCAAAGAUUCGCAGCAGUGCUGCAUUGAAGACAGUUUUCACAUCGACUCAAGAACAGGAAUACCACUUCCACAUUUAUUUUUCAUGUUCAGGCAUUUGAUAUCUCGAUUACUGAUUUUGACAUACUCUCAGUAUAUUCCACCGAUUACUGUAGACGGAACUCUGUUCCAAUACAUAGGCACUUACGCAAUGGGAACAGACGUGUAUUUGAAGGAUAUCACUAGAGGGAAGAUAAUGCAAAGCUCCAACGAUAAAAUGAAAAAGGACGCAACAGUUGUUGCACAUACUAUGGAAGACUUAUUGUCUAAAAUGAUGGCUGAUACAGCGUCAACCCAUCCGGGAUAUUUACAUGUAAAAGUUCUGUCAUCUGGUACUGAAUUUCCCGCAAAAAGUCUAUAUAGACAUGCAGGACAGAUUUAUUUGAAAAAUUUAGAAGUUCCACAGGAGAUGACUCUCCCCCAGAGAACGGCAGAAUGUAUGGUAGGAUUCCAAUGUGAAUUUCCAUCAACAAUGAAAGAGUGGCGUAACAGACCAAGAAAAUUCCAGUGGCCCCCAAAAGAGGUGAUCGCUGAAAUUCAAAAAUUGGGAUGUACUGUGAUCCCUAAACACCAUCCACAAAGUUCUCAUCCAGAGAUUGAAUGGAAAUUUAAUUUCUCUUCAUCGGAGACUAUACUCUUCAGCAAAGCUAUAUAUGUUUCGACAGCUCGACUCCACGGGUUCGAUACACUAAAAGUACUGCUAGAAAGUUGUAGCGCUGGACGACUAAAACACAAACACAUCAAAGCAGUCUUUUUCAGCUGCUGCGAACAGAUUCCAGCAGAUACAUGGGACACAAAUUUUGGAGGAGCUAUACUCUAUAGUAUAUCUUAUCUGUUAGAGUGUUUAAAAAGAAAGAACUUGCCACAUUACUUUAUUCCAAGUAGAAAUCUUCUCGACUGCUACACGGAGGAAGAGAUUGACGACAUUUACUUUCAGACAGAAGCUGCUCGGUUGUUCCCAUUACAAACUAUUCAAUUUCUUGCCUCGAAAUACGGAUAUUCAUAUGGAUCAAAGUUAGAAGCGAUCAUUUUUCAGAACUGUAGAAACUUUGCAAGAAACAGAAACUUAGUCCAAGAUUAUAGAGAGUAUUUUGUUCCUGGAACGAUACGGACAGUGAAAUUUUUGGCUAGACGGGGAUUGUAUGAUGCAGCAUUUACACUCCUUCGCGAUACCUUUGAAACUGGAUUUUGUUCAUCUAGAGAUGAAUUCUGCAGUUUGGCCGAGUUUUUCUGUAGUGCUCUUGGUGAGCUUCGACAGAAGACAUCUCGAAUCAUUUUGGCAAAAAUGUUUGAGAACGAAUGUGGCAUUAAUCUAUUAAAUUCCAUCAUGAGAAAAGAAUGCUUAUUUGUUAAGGAUAUCUUACAAUGGGAAGUAAGUUUCAAGAUUGCCUGGCUUGAUAUUCCAGCAGAAAAAACGAAAAAUUUUGAGUUACUGGCAGAAUUCUUUUAUGAAUUUAGCAAAAAUGAAUUGAAAAGGGACAAUACCGAUUUAGCUUCUCUUGGAAUUGCAGAAGCUAUCCACUGUUUAGAGCGAUCCAUUCAAGACAGUAACAUGCUUGACGUUACAGAGAUUGAAGAUGAGGAUUUAAAUAGGGAAAUCCUGGCACAGAAAUCUGAUAUCAUGAAAAGGCUGAAAGAAAAACUAAAAGACUGCUUUAUACAUGCAUAUUGGAUUUCACAGUUAUAUCGGACAUUUAGUCCACUUCAAAAUUAUAUACCGGCGAUAGAAGAAUUGAGCAAAGAAUUGCCAGAGAUGUAUGGCAUCGUUAGCAUUAUGUUUGGAUUCCUAAGGAACCACAAUAAGCGAAAAGAAUAUGAAGAACUUUAUGAUUCGUACUUGGGUGCAGACACACGUGUGUACAGAAGCAACACGAAGUUCCAUUAGGUGCACACUUAGCUCUUCUUCGUCGAAUAACCAUUCUGUACAAUAGGUAUUAGAUGAGGUUUUCACAAGGCUAAUCUCAUGAACAUGAUGCUUCAAUAUUAUCAUUUUUAUUUAAUGAUAUUUGUCAUUAUUUCAUCAUGGAGUUACAAUAAUUCAAAAUUGUCACAUAUCCUUCUAAGUUUCUGCUUUUAUUGAAUUAAUAUUACAGUUUACUUUUUAUACCCCCCGAAACAAGUACUGGAAUCGGGUUGUCCGUCUGUCUGUCCGUCCGUCCGCCCGUCUAUAGACGCAAUGGUUUCCGGACUCUAAAGCAUUAUCCUUUCCACCUACCGUCACCAUAUCAAAUAUAUGGACUACCCAUGGGAUGAAGAUGUUCCCUAUCGAUUUUGGGGUCAAAUGGUCAAAGGUCAAGCGCACUGGACAUCGAAGUAGCAAUAUGGUUUCCGGGCUUUAAAGCGUUAUCCUUUCCACCUACAGUCACCAUAUCAUACAUAUGGACUACCCAUGGGAUGAAGAUGUUCCCUAUCAAUUUUGGGGUCAAAAGGUCAAAGGUCAUGCGCACUGGAGAUCGAAGUAGCAAUAUGGUUUCCGGGCUCUAAAGCGUUAUCCUUUCCACCUACAGUCACCAUAUCAUACAUAUGGACUACCCAUGGGAUGAAGAUGUUCCCUAUCGAUUUUGGGGUCAAAAGGUCAAAGGUCAAGCACACUGAACAUCGAAGUAGCAAUAUGGUUUCCGGGCUCUAAAGUGCUAUCCUUGCCACCUACAGUCACCAUAUCUUACAUAUGGACUACCCAUGGGAUGAAGAUGUUACCUAUCGAUUUUGGGGUCAAAAGGUCAUAGGUCACGCGCACUGGACAUCGAAGUAGCAAUAUGGUUCGGUUUGUCAUGCCAUUUGUUUUUUACACUCAGAAAAGAGGUAGUUUAUACCUAUUACCAACACCCUUUGGGAGAUUGGGGUAAGCGGGGGGUAUUCUUAGUGAGCAUUGCUCACAGUACCUCUUGUUUCUAUUUUUAUUACGUAGGAAACAGGUACACCGAUUGACAUUUAUUUAGUUCUUCCUAAUUUUGACAAGGGGUUAUAAUAGAUACACCCAUCAUUAUUGUAGUCCUUCCCAUUACAACAGAUAAUUUUGUGCUUAUGAUAAUAUAUAGGGUAGCCUAUAUGCUACACGUGUUAAUCUAUUUUUAUUCGUUUGUUUGUUUUACGCCCCUUCUACAAAUUUUUCACUCCUAUUCAGAUGUCGUUGUAGAUGAAGACGUAGCAGUGAAGGACCUCCGUUUUAAGUUCUUGUUCGAAAGACCCGCAAUUCUCACUUCUAAAUCCCGAAAUUUGGCGUAGAACCUAGCAAUUAUUACCUAUGUUUACAUUUUAGGCACUAUCUUCACAAGCCAAGUGUCCGAUUUGCUUACUCUCAUCCCACGGGGAAUUGCGGUUACGGGGGGCACCACUUUAUGAGGCAGGGGGUCUGGGGGCCACCAUGAAGCUCCUGGAUUUUAUAUGGUUUGAAAUAUGUCUCCUAUUUAGUUUUUUGUACUAUUUUCUAUCAUUUUUUAUCAGGUGAAAUUGAUAAAAUGAUGCAAAUUUUAAGGUUUAAAAAAGAAAAGAAAAAAAGUUCUCCCAAUAAAGUAAUUCAAGAAAUCAAAAGAUUUUGUCAAUUAUUUUUCCGAGAGUGGAAGAUUUUAUUGCUUCUUUUAUUGUUUAGUACAUUUUUCUAAACAAGAUAUUAACACGAUUUACCUUAAAUUUGAAAAAAAAUUUGGGGGGGGGGGGCGGCUGCGACCCCCUUAAAUCCGCCACUGAUCUCCCCCUUGGCGGAUUUAGUUGCGACUGAAUUGCCAUCUAACGGAUCAAGCGAGUUACCGUUCUUGACGAAAACAAAAUCUAACCAAUCAGAUAACGCAUUUUAAUUUCUGUUACAUACAUGUGUAUGUUCACAAAAUGGAGAUGACAGAUGAAAACAAUAAAAUUGUUUUUUUA